Molecule: messenger RNA, 108 nt
Organism: Parastagonospora nodorum SN15
Lineage: Eukaryota; Fungi; Ascomycota; Dothideomycetes; Pleosporales; Phaeosphaeriaceae
Exons: 2
Coding region: 1-108 (35 amino acids)
Source: RefSeq, a predicted model, not a curated record
AUGUCACCAGCUUUGAUUGGCAUAUUGUCUGUGGAGCUGUACUUUGAAGAGUCGGUGGCAGGCAGGCAGACAUGGGCGCGCUCAACCACUAUGACCGGAAAGUACUAG